AUGACAAGUAGCUCGUCACAAUCAAGCAAUCAGGAAAACAAUAAUCAGUUCAUGAAUAGAUUCCUUCCGCCACUCAAUCAGUCAAAUGUUUACCAGUCGGCUUUGCAAUCGUCUAUGAUCGAUCCGAUUGGCUCUAUUGUUGGAUUACGAUUGCUGUAUGUUAAUGGACAGUUGGUCUACGUUCCAGUAGAGCCUCACAUUAACCUUAUGAUCAACAAGCAGUUCGGAGGUCAGAUACAAACAACUGGGCCACCGAUUAUGCUGCCGCAGGUCAGCAAUUUUGUUCCAGAGCGAGAUUUUAGAUUUGUAUGCUUCAGAUACAUCAAAAUGUUCCAAUUCUCCCGCAGAAUUCUAUGCAGCCAAUGCAAAAUGUGUCAUCUGCUAAUCAACUGGUUCGAAGUCAAUCGAGACAGAACGUUAAUGAAAGCCGACAAGUUCCCUCUCAGUCGGCAAAACAGCAAUAUCGAAAUAACGCGAUGAUGUCGAAAUAUGGAAGCCUUCCCAACCUGUCCCAAAAACCGUGAGAACAGAUUGAAAUUUCUCUGGCAUUUUGAAAAAUUUCAGAUUCAUCAGCACACAAGAGCAGCACAAACUGGAGCUCCAGCAGCAAAUCGACGACAACAAACGUCGACGGGAAAUGGAAAAACAGAAAGAGUUGGACAUGGAACAACGAGAGAUACAAAAAUGGGAAGAGUAUCAGAAAAGGGUCAAAGAAGAGGAAGACAGGGAGAGAAGAAAAAUUCAGGAGAAGGCCAGGGCAAUGGAGUUGAGAAAUCAACAUGUUUAUGAAAAGCAACAGGUUAGUCUUUUCUAUGCAAAUCAAAAGUUCAAAACUCAGGAUUUGAAAAAUUGUUUGAAUGUGGCCCAGGAACUUUUCCAAAUUGAGUUACUUAUUCUUCUUUUCAAAACUUUUGAGAUAACCUUGUAAAGUCUGGCCUUUUGUCAAUUUUCAAGAUCUAAUUCCAGAUUCAGUCGCAAAACCGAAAUAACGAACGUCGUCAGUCAGUGGAGAGGCCGCAGUACCAACAAGACUACCGUAGCUAUCCUGAAGAUGAAGAACCGAUCAGACCUUCUCAGAACAUGCGAAACUCCAACUCGUUUUCUGGUUGGUUACCCGCACAUUAGUAUCUGGUUGCAUCUAACUGCGAGGUUUUAGAAUACUCGGAACGCCGUCCGAAUUCUCGGUCCAUUAGAAAUCAGCCAAGAUAUGAACAGCAGCGGGAAAUGCCCCGGGAACAAAGACCUGAUUCCUCACAACCCAGAAAAACUGAAUGGUGGGAAAAGAAGCCUAGCUGGCAAGACAGGGUUUGUUAAUGAAUGAUCACUUCAAUUCGAUGCUUCGUAUUCAGGAUGCCGACCGUCAGAGUGCCGUAGUUCCAGCUUUACGCGGAAAACCUCCCGCAGUGCCCGAAAGCCAGAGGUUAGUCACAUUGGAUUACUAAUGAGUUGGUAAAAUGAGAUGUUUUCGCUUUUUCAGGAGUGGUUAUGAUUCUUCUGGGAAUGCGGCUGAGCAUCAAAGUCGGCCUAGCUCACGUACGACGUCAAGCUCUCAAAGAUCAGACUCGCAGUCAGAUGAACCGAUCGUUUCGAGACAUCCAACCGGAACAAGGAAAACACCGACUGCAUUUACUAUCAGUGCCUAA
This is a messenger RNA of Caenorhabditis sp. 36 PRJEB53466, 1643 nucleotides long. NCBI's taxonomy places the organism in Eukaryota, Metazoa, Nematoda, Chromadorea, Rhabditida, Rhabditidae. The record is from the annotation of a GenBank genome assembly.